AUGGAAUUUAAUCCUUUUACUGAGCCUUCAAACUUUGUUGACCUGCUUAGCAGUCAACAGAAUGUUGUCUUUGGUAAUGUACCCGAGUCACAGCUUCCCUUCUUUGCUAGUCAAGCCACGCACGGUUUGAACAUUGGUGAAGAGACUCAAGGCAGCCGUAAGGAGAGGAGGACGUGGUCUCCAACUGACGAUGUUGUGCUCAUAGAUGCAGUAGUAGGGAAUGAACAGAGGUCUAUUGCAUUCUGGAAGAGAAUUGCUGCGUACUACAAUGCUAGUCCUAAGCUUGUUGGGUGUGAAAAGCGAGAGGCAGCUCAGUGUAAGAAUCGUUGGCAGAAGAUAAAUGACCUCAUUUGCAAGUUUUGUGGAGCUUUUGAAGCUGCGACCAGAGAGAGAACCAGUGGGCAAAAUGAAACUGAUGUUCUCAAGCUGGCCCACGAAAUCUUCUUCACCAAUUAUAACAAAAAAUUCACGCUUGAGCAUGCUUGGAAAGAGUUGCGCAAUGACCAAAAGUGGAGUGAGUUGUCUACGGCUAAAGCUGAGGGAAGCUCUAAAAAGAGUGAACGAGUGAAGGUUUCACGUGAAGCUAUAGGGAGUGGAAGGAUCACGGAUUAA
Molecule: messenger RNA, 612 nt
Organism: Brassica oleracea var. oleracea
Lineage: Eukaryota; Viridiplantae; Streptophyta; Magnoliopsida; Brassicales; Brassicaceae
Product: glutathione S-transferase T3-like
Exons: 2
Coding region: 1-612 (203 amino acids)
Source: RefSeq, a predicted model, not a curated record